AAACUUCUCUCCGCGACUGUACACGAUAUCACAUUUUAUAUUACGCGUUCGAAAUUGUCCAUCAGAGCAUUUAACAAUCGAUCCUUACACUCGUCACAAGUGUACUAUUGACAUUUUCCUCUCGAAACGAUAAUAGUCCAUUCAUUCGUUUCAGAUGGAUGUAUUUCGAACAAAGGGAGGACACCAAACAAGUCGCCGAGAUGGAGAACGUCAAUAAAGACGUAUAGCGCCAGACAUCCAACUCAAAGCAUUUAUUAUUAGUGAAAGUGUUAUUGGACAUUAUACAGUGUUUUGAAUAAAGUGUGAAUGUUUAAUAAAAACCUGUCGAGUUUCAACUUGGCUUUUAUUCGAAUUUUUAACGCGAAAACAAUCGGAUGUUUACAUUAACAUAGUGACAGUACGCGACGGAUCGCCCACUGUUUGACUUCAGUAACGUGUUAAGUUUAUUUUCGAUUUCUCCGAGUGUGUUUGUGGACGCAUUAAAGACUGAUAUGGCAACAUAAGAGUGUUUGCUUACAUACAGACGAACAAUAGGACGCUAGCGACGACCCAGCGCCGCCGGCUUACCAGUAAUUCAAUAUUAUACUGUAUUUAUCUUGGUGCUGUGAGGAUGUGCUCUCCAAUAUAACAACAAUGUGACCCAACUUUGAAGAUUUACUCGGAUCUCAGGCGAGGUAUACAUUCCUUGUUCCGUAUUUCAAUCUCCAGUGAGUAUUGAUUUUAUAUUUGAAAUUUUAUAAAGCACGUCGAUAGAAAACUACGAAAAUGGAUAAAACAGAAAAGACUGACGAGAAAAUGUCUCGCGAAGAGACGACCGAGGAGCUGCCUCUUAAAACAGAAGCUAAGAAUGACACGCAAAAUAUGACCUUUUUUGAGAAGAUGAAAUUCAUUAAAUCGAAUAUAACGGUAGAACCGGUUUUAGCUCUAUUUGUGAUGCCGAGUGUGCUGGCAAUGUUAGCGACGCAGAAUUUGAAUUUAGAGAAAGCAUGUAUGGUUAAUUUGGGAUUUGGCGAUGGAGCGUGCACUGCUUUGAGGCUAAGAAAGCGCGCGAAUUACACAUUUGAAGAAGAAGAAGUACAGAAACUGAUAGCAUCAGUGCAAGCAUGGAAAAGUGUGGUGCACACAGCAGUGCCAACACUGUUGAUGCUCUUCAUAGGAGCAUGGAGCGACAAAACAGGGAAGCGCAAGAUAUGCAUGCUGAUGCCAAUCUUUGGGGAGUUCAUGACGUGUGUAUUAAACAUGAUAAACACGUACUUCUUCUAUGAAGUCCCAGUGGAAUGGACGGUGUUUAUGGAGGUCAUAUUCCCAUCUCUCACUGGCGGAUGGUACACGAUGUUCCUCGGUACUUUUAGUUAUUUAGGAGAUAUCACUUCUAAGGAUACAAGGACAUUCCGAAUGGGGCUGCUGAACUUAUGUAUGACAGUAGGAUUUCCCAUAGGAAUGGGCUUGAGUGGCAUCCUAUUACGGUAUCUAGGAUACUAUGGAGUGUUCUCUAUAUCUGCUCUAUUGCAGUUUAUCAAUUUCUGUUAUGUGUUGUUCUUUAUUGACGAUCACACUUGGCUCGAGAACAAAGACAAGGUCAAACGAACCGGUUGCACUGGUUUCCUUCUGGAGUUUUUCGACUUCCACAGUCUAAAGGAGACUGUUGAGAUAGCUUUCAAGAAAGGCCCGAAUAACAGAAGACUGCGUAUAUGUCUCGUUUUGACUGUGGUCUGUUUGGUGUUUGGACCGAUGUGGGGUGAACUAAGUGUGAUGUACAUAUUCGCGCGGUACCGGUUCAAUUGGGAUGAAGUGAAGUACAGCAUCUAUUCGACGUACAGUCUCAUCACGCAUUCUGUUGGCACCCUGUUCUCAAUCAGCGUGUUCAGUAGGAAGCUGAAGGCAGAUGACGCGGUGCUGGGCAUGAUCUCCACCAGCAGUAAGAUCUGUGGCGCCCUGAUGUUGGCCUUCGCUAGGACUGAUGUUGAAGCGUACUUAUCGCCACUCUUAGAAAUCUUAAACGGCACCACAACGAUCGCGCUUCGGUCGAUCGCAUCCAAACUAGUCUCCUCUCAAGAAUUAGGUAAAGUGUACUCGCUGUUCGGCGUGGCUGAAACCAUGAUGCCCAUAAUAUUCGCUCCACUGUACUCCAGGGUCUACAUAGCCACCCUGAAUGUGCUGCCAGGAACGGUGUUCCUCGUCAGUGUGACGGCUACUAUACCUGCUCUUGGCAUAUUUGGAUGGUUCUACUACCAGCACAAACAAGACGAGAAAGAGAAAAGACUGAAUGUUAACAUACCCAAUACUCCGCCGCUGCCUGGAGAUGUCCCAGUAGCUCCUGCUUAGACAACUUACUAAAAAAUAUUACCUACAUCACAUUGUAAAGAAGAAAAUUCUC
Helicoverpa armigera (cotton bollworm) is the source of this 2377-nucleotide messenger RNA. Its product is annotated as proton-coupled folate transporter. Bases 766 to 2325 code for a protein of 519 amino acids. Lineage: Eukaryota; Metazoa; Arthropoda; Insecta; Lepidoptera; Noctuidae. Gene Ontology annotation, molecular function: transmembrane transporter activity. The transcript has 7 exons. Gene Ontology annotation, cellular component: membrane. The record is from RefSeq and is a predicted model, not a curated record. Gene Ontology annotation, biological process: transmembrane transport.